Molecule: messenger RNA, 1505 nt
Organism: Astrephomene gubernaculifera
Lineage: Eukaryota; Viridiplantae; Chlorophyta; Chlorophyceae; Chlamydomonadales; Astrephomenaceae
Source: the annotation of a GenBank genome assembly
CACAACAAAUUGAUUGAGGAGGCACAUCCUGUCCUCCCUGUUUAUUCCACCGGGCACUCUUGCUCUUGAGCCUGACUCGAAGCCUUGGUUGGCAGGAAUACUGUACUUGGCGUGUUUCGCCCGUGGUGACCCAUAUCUAUGGAAUAUGUACAUUUCAUAGUAUACCCAUAACACGGGAGUCUUAGUCCUGUUUGCAGCUGCUCUAGUUGGUCCCUGAGCAUGGCAGAACAGCUUUACCGAAAACGAAUAUCACCGGCUUCAGGCACCAAUGUGGACGACUUAGUGUCCAAAAACGUGUUGGCACAGCUGCGCCGCGAUCCUCCGCCUCGACUACCCGCGCACAAUGAGCACGGCAAGCCUCCUACCAGUGGUGGCAACGGAGCCAUGGGAGGGGGCCUGGGAGGGGGUGUGGAGGCAUCGGACCUCAUCUCAUCAAUGGCCAAGCGCUUGGCAGCACUGGAGCGUGAGAUGAAGGAGCGGCAGAACCUGCUGCAGCAGGUUCAGGCUGACAAUGCGUCGCUUAAGAUCAAGCUCAAGGCAGCCGAGGAGGAGGUCGCUAAGCGCGCCCUUGCCGCUCUAGAGCAGCGCAACGACUCGCCUGCCGUCAUGCACCUACGGUCUGAGAACGCCCGCCUGCGGGCGCAAUUAAGAUAUGCAUGGAAGCAGGUGGCGGAGAUGAAGGCCUUCCUCAAUGACUAUGGCAUGAUCUGGAUGGGCGAGCCGGAAGUGGAGGCGGAACUUGUGGCGCACGGGUUUGGCCCGGCGGACUCCUCAGCCCGGUCAACUGCGGACGGCUCCGACGCCGCGGCACCCCUCCAACCGCUGCCUGCUGCAGAGGCACCCGACCAGCUGACGCCGCGCCCGCUGAGCCAGCCCGGCGCAGCGGCGGGGGCAGGGCCGUCCUCCGAGGCGGCCGCAGCGGCAGCAGCCGUGGAACGAAGGCGCAGCCUGGAUAAAGGAGCGGCAGAGAUGGCUGCUGCAGCGGCGCUGGGGCGUGCGGGCGAAAGCCCUAUGGCACGGCGGGAGGGUGCUACGCCGUCAGAGAAGCGCAGCAGUAGCUUUACAACGGCAUCCCCCCCGCCUGCAUCCUCCUCAGCGCCCCUCUCGCCGCCACCUGCACCCGCCUCGCAGCCGUCCUCAUCUCCCGGCCCUUCGCGGGGUCCGUCCCGCCCGGGCCUGCCGUUUAGCAUGGCGGAGCUCCUAGCCAAGGUAGACGAACUAAAUGACCUGGCAGGAGACGGUUGCGGGCAGGUAGUGCGGGGCGCAGCAGGCCAACACGUGCUAGCCACGCAGGAGCCCGUCAACCUGGUGAUCUACAGGGAUGGGCUGCAGAUCCACACGCUGCCCGCUAAGCCCUUCAACGACCCCGCAAGCUCCGCAGUGUUGCAUGACAUCCUUGACGGCUACUUUCCCUACGUGCUCAAGCGCGAUUUUCCGGAUGGUGUGCCGCUGCGGGUCGUGGACCGCACGUCCGACAGCAUGGGCUUCAGUCCCAUGAAGCGCGG